UGGGCCCCUAUAUGUCGCUGGCCGUGCUGCGGAGUGCCGUGUGCAAAGUGUUAGAAAAAUGGAAGGCCCGCCAGCCACCGCAGCACACGCUCACCGGGUUCUGCUGCGAACUGCCUAAGUGCGCCUACUCCUCCUAGACCGCCCGAGCCGACCGCUCUAAAUCUCCGAGAUGCCUUUCAAGCCCGUUGAACAUGCCAAGUGCCCUAAGUGCGGCAAGUCCGUCUAUGCCGCCGAGGAGAUGCUGGCUGCUGGCAGCAAGUGGCACAAGACCUGUUUCGUUUGUGGUCUGUGCCACAAGCGGUUGGACAGCACCAACGCUAGUGAGCACGGAGGAGAGCUGUUUUGCAAGCAGUGCUACGGCCGCAAGUUCGGACCCAAGGGCUACGGCUUCGGCGGUGGCGCCGGCUGCCUCUCGAUGGACAAGGGCGAGCACCUGGGAAACGCCGAGUGCGCUAUGAGCAACAAGCCACACGACCCCACAUAUGGCUAAUUCUAUACAACAGAGCAAUGGAACCCAGUGAUGCACUUGUGUAGUUUUUUUUUAUCUUUUACUCCAUCGUCACACAUCUAACAACUAUCGUCGCAGUGUACAAUGUGAACCGACAGCACUUCGUAAGCUCCCAAGCAUUUAGCAACAACUAAAUAGCUGCAAAAGAUGGAUGAGAGAUUUUACUACAAGUAAAUUUAGACAGAGUCCGAUUCGCGCAGCGAUCAUGCAUCAAGCCGUAUGUUAGAUGAGUGAGUAGACAAUAACGGCCAGAGUAUUGUGCACCCUACUGCAUUCGUGGGAGAAAAAUAUACACCUGUAUCGCUUCACUGUCCUCAUUCCAUAAUGGAAACAAGUUUGUACAUGUUUCGAACUUCUCGUCGAGCGAAGAUCUAGUCUCAAAGCAGCUUCGUUACUGUCUAGCUAGAAAAUAAUGACGACGUGCAAGAUUUAUUUACGAAAAAAAAAAUGCUAACAGAAAUGGCGCCUUCAGGAGUUCGGCGCGUUGUUACGUUUGGUCUUGUUUCGAACCAGUAUCAAAUGUUGCUAUAUCAGAGUUCGAAUUUCACCUGAAAUAAAGAUUUGUAUGACGUAUCAAA
This is a messenger RNA of Rhipicephalus microplus (southern cattle tick), 1086 nucleotides long. RefSeq names its product Muscle LIM protein at 60A (gene Mlp60A). Gene Ontology annotation, biological process: sarcomere organization; muscle tissue development. Gene Ontology annotation, cellular component: cytoplasm; nucleus; Z disc. Lineage: Eukaryota; Metazoa; Arthropoda; Arachnida; Ixodida; Ixodidae. Gene Ontology annotation, molecular function: structural constituent of muscle; actinin binding. The record is from RefSeq and is a predicted model, not a curated record.